AUGAGUGAGCAAAAGGUUGGACGAAGGAGGCGGUCGAGCAGUUUGCUAUAUCAGGAGCCACCGGAGACAAUUGAGCACAUGAGUGAUCAAGCGGCAUUGCCCAAUCUUAAUGCCAACUGGGUGAACGCAAAAGGUGCCUGGACCAUACAUCUGGUUUUAAUCGCAUGCCUCAAGGUUCUUUUUGAUAUAAUUCCUGGUGUUUCCCAAGAGACAUCUUGGACAUUAACAAAUAUAUCAUACAUGUUUGGUUCUUUUCUCAUGUUUCAUUGGGUCCGUGGUGUACCAUUUGAGUUCAACGCUGGAGCCUACGACAAUUUGAACAUGUGGGAACAAAUUGAUAAUGGAGCUCAGUACACGCCUGCAAAGAAGUUUCUCAUGAGUGUACCAAUCGUUUUGUUCCUAAUUAGUACUCAUUAUACCCAUUACGACCUCACUUACUUUAUCAUCAACUUUCUCGCCGUUCUCGGAGUUGUGAUACCAAAAUUGCCUUACAGCCACCGAACUAGAGUUGGUCUAUUCUCAGCGCCAGAGGACAGUUACAGAUGA
Molecule: messenger RNA, 546 nt
Organism: Botrytis sinoallii
Lineage: Eukaryota; Fungi; Ascomycota; Leotiomycetes; Helotiales; Sclerotiniaceae
Exons: 3
Coding region: 1-546 (181 amino acids)
Biological process (GO): negative regulation of ceramide biosynthetic process; intracellular sphingolipid homeostasis; ceramide metabolic process
Cellular component (GO): endoplasmic reticulum membrane
Source: RefSeq, a predicted model, not a curated record